GGACGGCGGCCAUUUUGUUGUAGCCCGGAAACACAGGAGGAUUCUUUUUUUAUUUAUUUUUUACAAGAUUCUCCGUGGAGAGGUGUGAUUGUGCAGAGUGUGUGGCCAGUGACGAGGAGUACAAGGUUUAUAAACCACCCUAAGGUACAAAUAUAGAGGAGAGCAUGUAAUGAGAAGGACACAAGGAUCUGUAGAAGGACGUCACGAUGGAAAACCAACCGUCUUCCACAUCACGGGAUGGAUCCAGUAACAGAAAUCCCCCAGAGAGAUGUCCCCGUCCUCUGUAUUCCCGGGACUCCACACAGGAAGAUCAGGAGAUCCCUCAGGAGGAUCAGGUCGAUGGUGAAGGCUUGAUUGUUGUUAAAGUUGAAGUAAAAGAAGAAGACGAAGAAGAAUAUGAUUGGGGUGAUGAGCCGUGCAGAGAGGAAGAAUCUCCUCCAGAGAUCAGCACAGACCCCGGAACCACUAGAGCCACCCGAAGAGGUGCCAAAGCGGAGGAGGAGAAAGAAGGAUGUGUGAGGAUUAAAGAGGAGGAAAUUCCUAUAGAGAUCAGCACAGAUGGACAACCCAUAGAAGAGGUUAUUGUUAUCUCAAAGUAUGGUAAAACAGAAGACGACACCUCAUCCGAUUCUACAGAAGAAAGCCCCACCACUCCAGAUCGCCACACAGGCCCUCGGAGAGUAAAGCGAACAUCGAAAUCCACUAAACGAAAGGGACGCGUUUCUGUUUCAUCGCCCCCCACCGCCCAUAAAACAGCCGAUAGAGAGGGGGAAAAAUUCUCUUGUUCCGAGUGUGGGAAAUGUUUUAUUCAGAAAGCUCAUCUUGCUUCACACCAGAGGUCUCACGUAGCAAAGGAAGCCCACUCUUGUUCCGAGUGUGGUCAGUGUUUUUCUUCUAAAAGGGUUCUCAUUGAACAUCAGAAAACGCACGACGGAAUGAAGCCGCUUUCGUGUUCCGAAUGCGGCAAAGGUUUUACGCGAAAAUAUUCUCUCAUGACGCACAAAAGGGUUCACACAGGAGAGAAGCCAUAUUCAUGUUCACAGUGUGGCAAAUGUUUUUCCCUGUUGACCACUCUCAUCAGACACGAGCGAACGCACUCCGGAGAGAAGCCAUUCUCGUGUCCCGAUUGCGGAAAAUGCUUUAGACAGAAAUCGGACGCAGUAAUACACCAGAGAAUUCACUCGGGAGUAAAACCGUUUUCAUGUUCUGAAUGCGGAAAAUGUUUUGCCUGUAAAGGAGCUCUGAUGUCGCAUCAACGUGCGCACAGGGGAGAGGGGCCCUAUUCAUGCGCCGAAUGCGGGAAAUGUUUUUCCAUCAGCACUCACCUUCGCUAUCACGUGCAGACUCACAUUGACGAAAAGCAAUUUCCUGCUUCUGAAAGUGGGACGUCCAACCCGGAGAGAAAGAAUCGGAUUUUACAACAAGGGAUAAGGCCGUUUUCUUGCCCCGAAUGUGGCAAAAGUUUUCCGCACCAAGGCCGUCUUACUAAACACCGGAGAUGUCACACAGGGGAAAAGCCGUUUUCCUGCCGGGAAUGCAGUAAAUCUUUUUCUCAAAAAAGCGAUCUCAUUAGACACCAGAGAUGCCACACUGGAGAGAAGCCGUUUGCCUGCACUGUAUGCGGAAGAUGUUUUUCUACCACACAAAAUCUGACUUCUCACCUGAGAACUCACACCGGAGAGAAGCCAUAUUCAUGCGCGGAAUGUGGGAUUUCUUUUACCUGGAAAAGAUCCUUGAUCAGGCAUCAACGUGUACAUGCGGGAGAGCAGUCGUUUUCCAGUUAGGAGGUCAGAAAAGGUUUUGAGCUAGAUUCACGUAGCUCGGCGUAUGUUUUGGCCGGCGUAGCGCAUCUCAUAUGCGCUACGACGACGUAAA
Molecule: messenger RNA, 1875 nt
Organism: Rana temporaria (common frog)
Lineage: Eukaryota; Metazoa; Chordata; Amphibia; Anura; Ranidae
Product: gastrula zinc finger protein XlCGF26.1-like
Exons: 6
Coding region: 207-1784 (525 amino acids)
Biological process (GO): regulation of transcription by RNA polymerase II
Molecular function (GO): RNA polymerase II cis-regulatory region sequence-specific DNA binding; DNA-binding transcription factor activity, RNA polymerase II-specific
Source: RefSeq, a predicted model, not a curated record